This is a messenger RNA of Rhipicephalus sanguineus (brown dog tick), 1101 nucleotides long. RefSeq lists its product as uncharacterized. Bases 244 to 1101 code for a protein of 285 amino acids. NCBI's taxonomy places the organism in Eukaryota, Metazoa, Arthropoda, Arachnida, Ixodida, Ixodidae. The transcript has 7 exons. The record is from RefSeq and is a predicted model, not a curated record.
GGUGAAGCGGCUGAGCUAGGGAGGGCAAGCUCCGAAGCUGGGGGCUCUUCUCGCUCGCCGUGUGUCGCAGUGGUGGGCGCCCGCGGCCUCGGCAUGGGUCCCGUCGCAGGGCGGAGUUAGGACUCGCUGCUAGCAGCGCUCCGGUGCGUCUCGGACAGUUGGAAGAAGUAGGCGGAAUCGGACCAACGCCUUUCGCUUUGUCGUGCGAAGUAGAGAGAGAUUAGAAACAGAGCAAAGACCACUAUGACGGUGCCUACCGUGCUGACGGCAUCGCCGCUUUUUAUGCUCUUGCUGCUUCUGCUACGUGCAAGCCGGCCGGACUCGUCGGCAGUGCUCGCUGCACCGUCUCCGGCACCCGGUAACGACACAGCGACCGCAACCAGCGCCGCCGAGGCGACGUGCGAGUCGGACGCGGACUGCCGGCGACUGAGCUUCCAAGCUGCCACUGUGGGCAUUGCAUGCGACGCCUCCACUCGGCGCUGCAUCUGCUCCAACCGGACGCUCGUACUCACGCGCCGCGGGACGUGCCUGCCCAUUCGCAUGCUGGGACAACCCUGCCGGCGCAACGAGCAGUGCCUCAAGAUUGACAAGAACUCCGAGUGUGAUGACGGCUAUUGCAAGUGCAAGGACGGCUACUAUCUCUUCAAUGACAUCAACGGCACAUCCUGUCUACCAGACGUGGAGCUGCAGACAAUGCGCCCUUUCGGCAUGGAUCCCAAGACAGACAACAGCUUGUCCGAGGAGAACAUGGUGCCCAUUAUCGUCUGCCUGGCCAUCAUGUUCGUCGGCAUGUGCGUUGCCCUGCAGUUGUUCAGCAGGGCUCGUUUUCGCAACCAACGCACCAUUUUCAACACUCCAAACCCGCGGCUGUCACACCUCAAGUUGGACAGCAAGCGACGCCACAGUCACGCCAGCCUGCACGCGGGCUCCCGGAGGGCGAGUGCCUGUUCCCAGAUGUCCCCUUCCAAGAUGGGAAGCAGGGUCGGAAGUAGGGCUGGAAGCAGAGCCGGAAGCAGGAGCGGAAGCCCCGACGUACGGCGCUCUUCACUUUUCAGCAUCACGGAGAGCACCACGGAUCCAAGGACGGCGGACAUACUCUGA